This is a messenger RNA of Acinonyx jubatus (cheetah), 1341 nucleotides long. It is a transcript of the gene NPM1, whose product is annotated as nucleophosmin 1. The transcript has 11 exons. Lineage: Eukaryota; Metazoa; Chordata; Mammalia; Carnivora; Felidae. Gene Ontology annotation, molecular function: chromatin binding; histone binding; RNA binding. Gene Ontology annotation, biological process: ribosomal small subunit export from nucleus; ribosomal large subunit export from nucleus; ribosomal small subunit biogenesis. Bases 139 to 1023 code for a protein of 294 amino acids. The record is from RefSeq and is a predicted model, not a curated record. Gene Ontology annotation, cellular component: centrosome; nucleolus; ribonucleoprotein complex.
CUUCACGGUGCUAUAUAUGUGCGCAGGGAGCCCGCGUCCUUUCCCUGGUGUGAUUCCGUCCUGCGCGGCUGUUCUGUGGAACAGUAGUCGUUUCUCUCCGUCCGCCUUCUCUCCCACCUAAGUGCGUGCCACCACCUCAUGGAAGAUUCGAUGGACAUGGACAUGAGCCCCCUGAGGCCCCAGAACUAUCUUUUCGGUUGUGAACUAAAGGCUGACAAAGAUUAUCACUUUAAAGUGGAUAAUGAUGAAAACGAGCACCAGUUAUCUUUAAGAACGGUCAGUUUAGGAGCUGGUGCAAAGGAUGAAUUGCACAUUGUUGAAGCAGAGGCAAUGAAUUAUGAAGGCAGUCCAAUUAAAGUCACACUGGCAACUUUGAAAAUGUCUGUACAGCCAACGGUUUCCCUUGGGGGCUUUGAAAUAACACCACCUGUGGUCUUACGGUUGAAAUGCGGUUCAGGGCCUGUGCAUAUUAGUGGACAGCACUUAGUAGCUGUGGAGGAAGAUGCAGAGUCAGAAGAUGAAGAGGAAGAGGAUGUGAAACUCCUUAGUAUAUCUGGAAAGCGUUCUGCCCCUGGAAGUGGUAGCAAGGUUCCACAGAAAAAAGUAAAACUUGCUGCCGAUGAAGAUGAUGAUGAAGAUGACGAUGAUGACGAUGAUGAUGAAGAUGAUGAUGAUGAUGAUUUUGAUGAUGAGGAAGCUGAAGAAAAGGCUCCAGUAAAGAAAUCUAUACGAGAUACUCCAGCCAAAAAUGCACAAAAAUCUAACCAGAAUGGAAAAGACUCAAAACCAUCAACACCAAGAUCAAAAGGUCAAGAAUCUUUCAAAAAACAGGAAAAGACUCCCAAAACACCGAAAGGACCUAGUUCUGUAGAAGACAUUAAAGCAAAAAUGCAAGCAAGUAUAGAAAAAGGUGGUUCUCUUCCCAAAGUGGAAGCCAAGUUCAUCAAUUAUGUGAAGAAUUGCUUCCGGAUGACUGACCAAGAGGCUAUUCAAGAUCUCUGGCAGUGGAGGAAGUCUCUUUAAGAAAAUAGUUUAAACAGUUUGUUAAAAUUUUCCGUCUUAUUUCAUUUCUGUAACAGUUGAUAUCUGGCUGUCCUUUUUAUAAUGCAGAGUGAGAACUUUCCCUACCGUGUUUGAUAAAUGUUGUCCAGGUUCCAUUGCCAAGAAUGUGUUGUCUAAAAUGCCUGUUUAGUUUUUAAAGAUGGAGCUCCACCCUUUGCUUGGUUUUAAGUAUGUAUGGAAUGUUAUGAUAGGACAUAGUAGUAGUGGUGGUCAGACAAAUGGAAAUGGUGGGGAGACAAAAAUAUACAUGUGAAAUAAACUCAGUAUUUUAAUAAAGUA